Calidris pugnax (ruff) is the source of this 2429-nucleotide messenger RNA. RefSeq names its product hydroxysteroid (17-beta) dehydrogenase 12 (gene HSD17B12). Gene Ontology annotation, molecular function: oxidoreductase activity. Lineage: Eukaryota; Metazoa; Chordata; Aves; Charadriiformes; Scolopacidae. The transcript has 10 exons. The record is from RefSeq and is a predicted model, not a curated record. Gene Ontology annotation, cellular component: endoplasmic reticulum. Bases 1 to 807 code for a protein of 268 amino acids.
AUGUGUAUCUGUCUGUCUUUUUCAGUGGUCACAGGAGCUACCGAUGGGAUUGGAAAAGCCUAUGCAGAAGAGCUGGCAAGACGUGGAAUGAAGGUGGCCCUAAUCAGUAGGUCGAAAGACAAACUGGACCAGGUUGCAAGCGAAAUAAGGGAGAAGUACAAAGUGGAAACAAAAGUCAUCGUGGCAGACUUUGGAGAGAGAGAAGAUAUUUACGGUAGAAUCGCAGCGGGAUUGGAAGGCCUGGAGAUCGGUGUUUUAGUCAACAACGUGGGGAUUUCGUAUGUUUAUCCUGAAUAUUUUCUUGAUGUUCCAGACCUGGACAAAACCAUCGACAAAAUGAUCAACAUCAACAUCAUGGCCGUGUGUAAGAUGACACGACUGGUGCUGCCCGGCAUGGUGGAAAGAUCCAAAGGGGUCAUCCUGAAUAUCUCCUCAGCUGCUGGGAUGUACCCAACUCCCCUGCUGACUCUUUACUCCGCAACCAAGGCUUUUGUGGAUUACUUCUCCCGAGGCCUCCAUGCAGAAUACAAGAGCAAGGGCAUCAUCGUGCAGAGUGUUCUACCCUAUUACGUGGCAACAAAAAUGUCCAAGAUCCGCAAACCGACGUUCGAUAAACCCAGUCCUGAAACCUACGUCCGAGCGGCCUUGGGCACGGUGGGACUGCAGUCCCAGACCAACGGGUGCCUGCCCCAUGCCCUCAUGGGAUGGAUCUUCUCACUUCUACCUACACCUACUGCCAUUAAUUUGCUCAUGAAAACGAACAAACAAAUACGGGCUCGUUAUUUGAAAAAAAUGAAGGAGAAGUAAGUUGGAGACAACUUGAUGUGGGAAGCCUGGGAGUCCCACAGGUUCCCCGCCCACGCUGCAGCACCGCGCGGACCUAACCAUCUUCAACAUCUUCAAUCCUAGGGUGUACUUUCUAACAAGCAAAAACCAGUCUUCGUUUUGAGGAUACAGGUGAAACAAGACUGGUGACUUCUAAUAUCGAUUUAAAAAAAAAUAGGCUUUAUUUGUUUAUAGGUAUUAUGAGGUGGGGAGGGGGGGGAAAGCGCUUCGGACUAAAAUUGCACUGUGCUUUAAGAAAUACUUACAUGGACUUGAUCAGACAUUGUGCUGUUGAGGAACAGCUUGGUUUAUAGCGUCCAUCACAUCUACGUAUUGUGUAGAAAAAAAAAAAACAGGGCAGAAAAAUAGUAGUUCUCACACAUUUCUGGACGGGUGGGGAGGAGUGGGAAGGGAGCGUAUUUAUUUCAAGAGGUUACCUAGCACUGUUGACAGAGCAUAACUUUUUUUCCCAGUUCAGGUUUUGGGUAUUUGGAAGGAUUCUGCAUCAUCAGGCAGCUGAUGGGCGCUCCCCUGCUUACGUGAUUCAGUGGGAUUUUUUUUGGAGGGGGUGGUGGUUAUGAACUUUGAGGGAAUUGGGCCAAAACCAAAACGGAGUGAGUGUAACCACUCAUCUAUAAAUAUAUACAUAAAAUAACAUCGCACAAAUGAUUUCAAUUCCUGGUUCUGAAAGAAUGGAUUCUAACUUUUCAGUAAUAUGUAAUCUUUACGAUUUGUAAUAACAUUUUUCAAAGUUCAGUGCCUGCUCUUUGUCAUAGGUGGUGAUAACACACAAUGUAGAUAAAUGUCACGAGUUACGCCGUUCCGUGCUGGUUGGUACGUUAAAGAUUAUGGGCACUUUAAAUGCAGAGCUUGAAAUGAGUUACGCUCCUCGUUAGCGUCGAGGGUUGAAAUUCGUUUUGAAGUACGUAUCAGUCUGUCUUUUUGGUGAGGCCCUUCGAAACGCGAACCCUGAAUAUUUGAAGACAGCUUUUAAAAAUGAGAAGCAGUGAACUUCUUUAGAGGUAGAACGUUCUUAAUUUAAUUGGGUUUGACUGAUUUGUUUUGUGUUUUUUUUCCAAAACGGUGUGCUGUAGUGAGGCUGAAGUUACCCAGCUCCAGGCGAUCAGAGAAGCCUGCACUGCUGUUGUCUGUAUUUACCUACACUUGCAAUAAAGAUUUUGGUCUCUAACAUUUCUUUCUAUAACAUAAAAUAUACUGAAACUUCCAAGGUGAAUCAAAUUGCAAGCAGCUUGCCAGUACUUUCUGUGGCAACUUUCUGUGGUUGAAGAGUGGAGGUUGUUUUCUGUCCUUGAAAGAAUUUCAAGCUCUGAUUUUGAAGUAAAGUUAUGUUGUACCGAGACGUGAUUUGGGGCUAACAUUUCUGUACAUUGCAAAAAAAAAACCAAACAACCUGAAUACCGAUGCAAUGGUGCUGAUCAAAUCUGAGUUUUCUUAAUUUUUUGGAACAGGAAAGGUGAAGUCAGUGGUAUUAGUUCUGUAAGAGAACAUUGAAUUGGUUGGCUCUGGGUCUGACGUGGAAGCAUUGGACUAAACAAUCUGUAUGGUGGACUUUGUAAAACAAAUAAAAUGGAAUUUACUCUGAA